AUGUGCCAGCAAUCACCAGGACCGUGCCACUUGGCUGGCGUCCCGGGCGGCAAGGCCGGCGUCUACCAGCAGCGGAUACAAAAAGGCCACCGUGUCGCCGAAGAUAGCUGUGGCGCAGGUCUCGCCCAUGCCCAUCAGAAGAGCCUCGACCGCGGUCGACCUCCCGCAAGCGGCGGUCGUGCUCAACAUGGACCGCGAGCCCAGGCGGCCAACACCCAGCGGAGACGCCCAGACAGCACGGCCCAUGCAGGUCGACCUCCCGCAAGCGGCGGUCGUGCUCCAUAUGGACCGCCAGCCCAGGCGGUCAACAGCCAGCGGCCACUCACCUUGCUUGACGUUUCCAUGCUCAAAUGCGCUUGCUCUGCCACAGCCAACAUGUCAUCACACCAGGCGCUCCAGGGGCACCUGUGGUGGUGCAUAUUUACUGGAGCAACCACACCACGGCAGAAGAGGAGGAAGGUUGCUCUGGUUACCCAGCAAUUGCCCAUAUGUCUGCCAGCCACACCAUUGCAAACCCCACGAUUCGAGCUCCCGCCCUCUGUCCAUCGCCACUUGCCCCAAGCAAUUGCAGACAUGGUUGGCGAGAGCUCCGGCGAUGAAGACAGGCAGCAGCAGCAGCCGCAGCGAGGGCUUUCACCUGCGGACAGGGGUCUGCAGCGCCCACUGAACCUUCCCGCGCCCAUCCCUUUCCGUUUUCCCAGCACACCGGGUGGAUCCCUGGUGUAUGAACCCCCGCCACCACCACCAGCUCAACGACCCCGCCCGCAAACACAUGCCAGCACCAAGGUUUUGCUUCACCGAAUCAUCCAUAAUCAAGUUCAAAGGGAGCAAAGGGAGCGCCUGACAACAUUCGUCGGCAAUGUUCACAUCCUUGCGCGCCACACCAGCUUUUUUCUCAAGUACUACCUUGCUGAUCAUCCUCUACACGAUUUCCCGGACAUCACCGACAAGCACAUCAGUGUGAUAUUUGAGCUGCUAAACAAUCCAGGCUACAACGGCAAUCCGGUCAUCGUGCAAGUGUUGCAUCCAUGGGUUCAAGACUACUGUGAUGUUCACGGAUUCGCCCCCAUCCGCAUGCAGUAUUGCCAUCAGACCGCAGCGUACACGGCUACGAGCAUCUUCACAAACCUCAAAGUUAACGCUUGGUUUGAAGCAAGUCGUACUGCAUCUCCGUAGAGCUGGAGUCAACCGAGCGCAGCGGCGACACUAUUAUCAGCGUGUCCGUCAGUUUAAAAAGUAUGCGACGUUUGAAGAGUUUCCAACCGAAGAAGAGUUUGCGCGCCUCACACGACUUGAGCGGACCGUCCUCGACGAGUUAUGGGCUCUGUUUCCUCCCCAGGAU
This is a messenger RNA of Fimicolochytrium jonesii, 1342 nucleotides long. RefSeq lists its product as uncharacterized. The record is from RefSeq and is a predicted model, not a curated record. The coding region runs from base 1 to 1176 and encodes 391 amino acids. NCBI's taxonomy places the organism in Eukaryota, Fungi, Chytridiomycota, Chytridiomycetes, Spizellomycetales, Powellomycetaceae. The transcript is spliced from 6 exons.